Ilex paraguariensis (yerba mate) is the source of this 3629-nucleotide messenger RNA. The record is from the annotation of a GenBank genome assembly. Lineage: Eukaryota; Viridiplantae; Streptophyta; Magnoliopsida; Aquifoliales; Aquifoliaceae.
UAAACAGAUAGAUCACGGUUCCCAUGUCCAGAAGCUCCCGUUCCAAGCUCCGACUCGAUCCAGUCGAGCACUAUCUUCCUUUAUUCGCUCCUGUUGGAUCUUUCUAGUUGCCCUCAAACCCCACAUUAACAAAGAUAGGCUCAAUUUGAUUCGCAAUCACAAGGCAUUCGCCGAAGUUCAUGUGGAUUUAUAAACUCUACGUGUCAGGGUUCUUGAUGCCUGUAAUCCGGCAAGUUUGAUUGUUUGAUCUAUUUGUUAGAAGAUGGCGUGGUUUAGUGGGAAAGUCUCUUUUGGGGGCUUUCAGGAUCUUUCUGGGGUUGUGAACAAGUUCAGUGAGAGCGUGAAGAACAUUGAGAAGAAUUUUGAUAGUGCUCUUGGUUUCGAGGAGAAGUCCAACACCGAGACCGGUGGCAGUGAAGCUUCAGGGUUAUGGCCUGCUGCUACAGACAAGAAAGCAAUAUUUGAACCUGUCAUGGCUUUUAUUGGGCAUAAAGGUGGGGAAAGUACUGUUGAAUCAUUUGAGAAACCUGAAGGACCCUCCAAUCCUCCAUCUGAUGUUGAGGAAAAAGAAGGGCUUGAGAUAGCUAGCUCAACCAAUUCUGUUCUGGAACAAACUGCACCUACCGAAGAUGCAAAUGAAGAAACAGUGAAAACUGAAACGCAUGCGGACACUACAGAGGGAACAAGUGUAGCCAUUGCAGAGGGAACAAAUACCAUUGUUGGAGACCAUAGUAAAGCUGAAUCCGAUUCAAAACUGGUGCCUCUUGAAAUAUCUGGACCCACUAUUGAUCAUGUUAAGGAGUCAGAUUCCUUAAACCAUCUCGAACAGAAGGAGAACCCAGAAGCAGGAUAUUUUGAAAAUUCAGAGACAGUGGAAGCCAAUUCAACUAAUUCUUUACAUCAAGUAAAGGGCAGUGCCCCUGUGCUAGAAUUGCAUGAUAUUAUUGAUUUGCAGGAGAGCCGAGGUGAAACAAAGAUACAAGAAGAAGAGCAUCUAGAGAAAAUUUCUCCAAUUGAAGCUGGGAAUGAAUCAACUGAUAACCGGAAUGAAUCAACUGAUAACCGGACUGAAACUGGGACAGAGGCCCCUAUUUCUAAUUCUGCGAUGCCUGAUGAGACUGGAAAUGAUGAGGAUUGUUCUGAAAUCAGUUCUCCAGCUGUCCAACAUGCAGAGACUGGAAGUGCUGAGGAAUGUUCUGAAAGCAAUUCAUUAUCUGUACAACAUCUAGAUGAGGCUUCAAAGAUGGUUUCUGAGUCGGUUUCAGAUGAAAAUGAUGCAAUUGCUAAAGCUGUUGAAGUGAAACAACGAGCAGCUGAUCAUGAAUCUGAUUUAAAGGAACGUCCAAGUUCAGGAAGCAACUCAUCUGACAUUGCAGAUUCUGUGGCUGAAUUAGAGAAGGUGAAGAGGGAGAUGAAAAUGAUGGAAACUGCACUACAAGGAGCUGCUAGACAAGCCCAGGCAAAAGCUGAUGAAAUUGCAAAGUUGAUGAAUGAAAACGAGCAACUAAAGGCUGUAAUUGAGGAUCGGAUGAGAAAAUCCAAUGAAGCAGAAAUCGAGUCCCUCCGAGAGGAGUACCAUCAAAGGGUGGCAGCUCUUGAAAGAAAGGUUUAUGCUCUCACUAAGGAAAGGGAUACAUUACGUAGAGAACAGAAUAAGAAAAGCGAUGCUGCUGCUCUUCUGAAGGAAAAGGAUGAAAUAAUCAAUCAAGUUAUGGCUGAAGGUGAAGAGCUUUCAAGAAAGCAAGCUGCUCAAGAAUCUCAGAUUAGGAAAUUAAGGGCUCAGAUUAGAGAAUUUGAAGAGGAGAAGAAAGUAUUGACCACCAAGCUACAGGUUGAAGAGAAUAAAGUAGAGAAUAUAAAGAGGGAUAAGGCGGCAACUGAAAAGUUGCUGCAAGAAACAAUAGAGAAACACCAAGCUGAACUUGCUACUCAAAAAGAAUACUACACAAAUGCUUUGAAUGCAGCAAAGGAAGCUGAAGCAUUAGCUGAGGCACAGGCCAACAAUGAAGCCAGAACUGAAUUAGAGAGUCGUCUAAGAGAGGCUGAGGAACGUGAAGCUAUACUAGUUCAGACACUUGAAGAAUUAAGGCAAACUCUGAGCAGAAAGGAGCAGCAGGAAGUUUUUAGGGAAGAUAUGCUGCGCAGAGACAUUGAGGAUCUGCAAAAGCGAUAUCAAGCAAGUGAGCGCCGAUGCGAAGAGUUGAUAACACAGGUUCCGGAAUCUACUAGGCCUCUUUUAAGGCAGAUUGAAGCUAUGCAGGAAACAAUUGCCCGAAGGGCUGAAGCUUGGGCUGCUGUGGAGAGGUCACUAAAUACACGGCUUCAGGAAGCAGAGGCCAAAGCUGCAGGUGCAGAGGAAAAAGAGCGAUCUGUAAACGAACGCUUGUCUCAAACAUUAUCACGCAUAAAUGUUCUUGAAGCUCAGAUUUCAUGCCUUCGAGCCGAGCAGACGCAGCUGACCAGGUCCCUUGAAAAGGAGAGACAGAGAGCAGCAGAAAAUAGGCAGGAGUAUCUUGCAUUGAAGGAAGAAGCUGACACUCAUGAAGGUCAUAUAAACCAGCUUGAAGAGGAAAUAAAGGAACUCAGAAGGAAACACAAGAAAGAGCUACAAGAAGCAUUGACCCAUCAGGAAUUUCUGCGGCAGGAGGUAGAAAGGGAGAAAGCUGCCCGUUUGGAACUAGAAAGGACAGCUCGCCUUCAAUCUUCUGCCGUUUCUGAUCAAAGUCCAAGAACAAAAAAGUCUGCUUUUGAGAAUGGAUACUUGACCCGCAAACUUUCAAGUGCUAGCAGCUUAAGCAGUAUGGAAGAAAGUGAUUUUCUGCAAGCAUCGUUAGACUCAUCUGACAGUUUCUCUGGACGAAGGAAUCCUGGAGAGGCAACAAUGAGUCCAUAUUAUAUGAAGAGCAUGACACCAAGUGCUUUUGAAGCUGCCCUUCGUCAAAAGGAGGGGGAACUUGCAUCUUAUAUGUCUCGAUUGGCAUCUAUGGAAUCUAUUCGUGACUCUCUUGCUGAGGAGUUGGUUAAAAUGACUGCACAGUGUGAGAGGUUACGGACAGAAGCUACCUUGCUGCCUGGUAUACGGGCAGAACUAGAAGCCCUAAGACGUAGGCACUCGGCAGCGCUGGAGUUGAUGGGUGAACGCGAUGAAGAGCUGGAAGAGCUUCGUGCGGAUAUUGUAGACUUGAAGGAGAUGUAUAGAGAACAAGUAAACCUGCUUGUAAAUAAGAUCCAGGGACUGAGUUCAUCUUUUAUGGGUGCUGCCUAAUAAAUCGACUACUUAUUAUGGGCUAUUCCAGCCUUGUAUACCUAUGGUACAGUUUACAGUAUAUGUGGUGGUAUAAUAUCCAGUUGGUUAUGCUCGUCUCAAUCCACCAAGUGUUUUUUGUGACUCCGAGAUGUAAAGAACACAAUGCCUUGGAAGAUUUUCCAUAUAAUUGUAAUUCAUGGUGUAUUGUCGUAUAGUGUAUGAUUUUCACUGUGGCUGUUUGCUUUUGAUCCUUUGGGAAAACUUUUCUGGUUGGUCUUCUAAUUCAAUAAGAUUAGCACAAUAUUCUUUCUGCUGAGAAUAUUGCAACUUUUUUUUCUUACCAUUAUUAUAUUUUUGUUGUCAAGGGAAAAGGCCGGAUCAA